Molecule: messenger RNA, 1848 nt
Organism: Colias croceus (clouded yellow)
Lineage: Eukaryota; Metazoa; Arthropoda; Insecta; Lepidoptera; Pieridae
Gene: Lac
Product: lachesin
Exons: 10
Coding region: 73-1176 (367 amino acids)
Cellular component (GO): neuron projection
Source: RefSeq, a predicted model, not a curated record
GUGCCGAACAACAAUUUUGUUCAAUCAAAAAUCGAAAGCGCUUGCAAGGUGUGGUGCGCUGUUGUUAAAAAAAUGGCGUGGUUUAUUUUGAAUUGUGUGGCGGUUGUUCUAUGUUUAACUACUAUAGCCAACUGUCAGAGGACUCCAACCAUAUCUCACAUAACUCAAGAACAGAUUAGAGACAUUGGUGGUCAAGUUGAUUUGGACUGUUCUGUGCAUUAUGGGCAAGACUAUCCAGUGCUAUGGGUAAAAUACGAUCGUCUAAAAACAACAGAGUCCCUACCGCUCUCCACAAGUUCUGGUCUUAUUAUUCGAGACUCGAGAUUCUCUCUGAGAUAUGAUGACGCGUCUGCUACUUAUACACUAUCGAUCAAAGACAUCCAAGAAACGGACGCAGGAUGGUACCAGUGUCAAGUGAUUAUAACAGUUAACAAUAAAAUCACAGCCGAGGUUGAGUUGCAAGUGCGAAGACCUCCCAUCAUAUCUGAUAACUCUACGAGGUCCAUUGUUACCAGUGAAAUGGAGAGCACUCAAAUGGAAUGCUACGCGGACGGUUUCCCACCGCCGAAGAUAUCUUGGCGCCGUGAGAACAACGCCAUCUUGCCGACCGGUGGCUCUAUCUAUCGGGGCAACAUUCUGAAAAUUCCCCGCGUGCACAAAGAAGACAGGGGCACAUACUACUGUGUAGCCGAGAACGGUGUGGGCAAAGGGGCAAGGCGGAAUAUCAAUUUGGAGGUCGAAUUUGCCCCUGUUGUUACCGUGCCGAGGCCGAGGUUGGGGCAGGCACUUCAAUACGAUAUGGAUCUAGAGUGUCACGUGGAAGCGUACCCGCCGCCGGCCAUUUCUUGGGUCAAAGAUGAAGUGUUGCUGUCUAAUAACCAGCAUUAUAGAAUAUCCCACUUCGCAACAGCCGACGAGUUCACAGACACUACACUACGAGUUAUCACUAUAGAGAAGCGGCAGUACGGUUUAUUCACUUGCAAGGCGCAGAACAAGCUGGGCAGGGACGAGGGCAAGGUCGAGCUGUUCGAAACGAUAAUACCCGUGUGCCCGCCGGCCUGUGGGCAAGCCCGCUACGGCGCGGCGGCGAGCCUAGCGCCCGGCGCGGAGACGCUAGCGCUACUGCUCGCUGCGUACGUAUGCUACGCUUUUAGAGUCGCCAAUACCAGACAUUAAUUAUUCAGGACUACGCCUCGAUCCGCUCGUUUACGGGAAUCACGCAGACAAACAUAUCAACAACAUAUCUAUUAUAUAUUUUAUAUGUAUGACGUAUCUAAUUGAGCUCUUUUGAGAUGGAAAAUUGAGUAUAAUUUAAUGAUUUUAGUUUCUGAACAUUUGACUUUUGAGUUGUAUUUGAGUUUCUCAAGUGUUGAGUUCUCUUGAGUGUCAACUCAAUUAUUAUAUUAGUAAUACGUAAUUGAGUUUGGCAUUUUGUUAAUAACAUGAACUUAAUAAAUAUGAGUUGACAUUAUAUUUUUGAGCUAAAUAAUUGAGUUUACGUAUUUGAAAGUCAGUUCGUCAAUUUUAAUGUUUAAAUUGGUUCGAGUACGUUGGAUAAUUUUAAAAUUUAUUUUAUUUUAAAUCCAAAUUAACAUAAUGCCAAUGACAAACAAAAAAAAGUAUUGGAAGUAAUAUUACAUUUAUGAUGACUUUAAAAUAAAUGAAUGAAUAAAUGAAGAUAUAAAUAAAUGAAAUGCGGCUAUUUACUGACAAAAAUAAUUAAUGAGUAUACAUGUAAUUUCAUUAGGGGCCGAUUUUUCAAUCCUUGGUUAAAAUUUAUCCGUCCAAUAAAGUGUUACACGAACAUUUUAAAAUGUCACCUGUAAACUGUCAAAUACGGACAAUUAU